Acanthaster planci (crown-of-thorns starfish) is the source of this 3524-nucleotide messenger RNA. Its product is annotated as tolloid-like protein 1. Lineage: Eukaryota; Metazoa; Echinodermata; Asteroidea; Valvatida; Acanthasteridae. The record is from RefSeq and is a predicted model, not a curated record.
UCAUAUUCGGAUUCAGCGGGUUCUUUUGAUAGAAACAACCAAAGUUCCAAAGUUACUGCAAUUCGUAAUCAUAUAUCACAGAAGUCAUUUUCUCGUCACAUUUUUGAGGGGUUGAUCAUAGCCUACACGUGGCAAAAAGUCCGUUGUCUCAAACCUUAGCAACGUUAAAUUCAGGGAUAAUGAUUCAAGAAACAAAAGUUGAAUCAUAACGAUCUUUGCGAAAGUCUUCGCGGUUUGGUCCAAACCCGUUAUCAGCGAAACGUGUGUUUUAGAUCCCUCCCCGGCCCUGCUCAGAUCGAUUUAUUCUUGUGGGAGUCAGCGACCGGCCGCAAGGACCGCAGACGCGUUUUCCAGGCGCAAGGCACGUAAAUAAGACGCGGACUGAUUUCAUCACCAGACAUCACCCUCCAACAAGGCGAAGGAGGGAAAUAUUAAUUCUUGGCAGGAGUCGUCGGAGCAGGUCCUGUGGGGCUCCUCAGUAAUGAAACCCAGCCGCAUCGCUAACACCAGAUUGUCCAACAUGGCUCACGCUGUCGCCAGCACCGGAGUGCUUCUUCUUCUUCAUAUCACCGUUGUCUGUUUACUUCUUCCUCUCAUCAACGCAAAAGAUCAUCCGGACAAGGUUUUUGACUUGUUCCAAGGACACCGUACUAAGAGAUACCUUGGAGAAGCCAGAUCAUGGAGAUACACACGCCAUGCCAUUGAUGUCUUGAAGGCAGACCUGAACAACAAUGACUUGUAUUUUUGCCGUGGAGACCCCUUCCGCGGGGUCCAGUGUCCGGAAGAACCUUUCUGCGCAGCUUGGGAUCAGAUCUGCGAUGGGGAGCAGAUAUGUGCCUUAGAGCAUCGCAAAGAAUGCUUGGAACGAUCUGAAGCAUCCUUUGGCCGGAUGGAUUCUAGACUUUGUGAUGGAGAUGAGAAUCCCAAAUGGUGUCAUUGGAAAUACCAAGCACCUGUCAGAUGCGGCGAGGACAUCUUCCUGGAACCAACCAGACGAAAGGUUAGAAUUCACUCCCCAAGGUUUCCUGAGAAUUACCCCGGCGACUAUUUCUGCUUCUGGACGGUCUCCGUCCCUGAGGGUCACAACCUGACCGUGAACUUCAAACGGUUCGAGACUGAACCCAACUAUGACCUGUUGUCCCUUGGAACAGGCUACAACCGCGAGAAUUCCAGGUCUGUUAUCAUCUUCAAGCACAGCGGCUUCAAGAAACCCUCCCCGAGCGCCUUUGACGUUGCCAGCAACAUAGUAUGGGUAACCUUCAAGUCCGAUGACUGGGAGAACUUUAAAGGUUUCUCCAUCGAGUUCGUGGACGGAGCCAGACAGCAAUUCGGAGUGGUUGGAAGGAAUCCGUUUAAUCAAGAACCCAAUAGAGAUUGUGGCGGUAAAAUUCUCAUGAAACCAGACAAGGAAACCAUUGUCCACUCGCCACGUCACCCCGAUUUUUACCCCAACAACGUGGAAUGUGAAUGGGUGGUAUCGAUUGAGGAGGGGCUGCGUAUUCGAAUCCACUUUGAAGCUUUUGACGUCGAGGAAGAGGAAGACCAUCUUAGUGUUGGAAAUGGCAUUAGCAGCAGACGAGCACCGAUUCUCUACAAGUACAGCAGUCGCACCAAGCCCGCAGAUAUCAUAUCAAGGGGCAGUGACGUCUGGUUCAAGUUCGUCUCCAGCUUUGCAGUAGCUCGUAGAGGCUUCAAAGCAGUCCUCACAGAGCAACCUAUUAACGAUUGUGGUGGAAUCUUCACGGUACCAAGUCACGGUAUGAUGAGCUUUGGUUCUCAAGAUUAUCCUAACAACUAUCCUGCGCUGUCCGACUGUCUGUGGCAAUUUCGGUCUGCCUCUGAUCGGCGCAUCCACAUCGGCUUCAAGGAGUUCGACACGGAGUAUGGCUAUGACAUCGUGCGCAUCGGAAACGGCUUCGAGCCCAACGUAAACGGAUCCAAUGUCGAGAUUACGCACAGUGGGAGCAGUUUGCCCGGGGGAGGAGGUCCAAAAGAUCUGACCUUCCAGUCUGCCGGGCCUGUGGCUUGGCUGGACUUCAAGGCUGAUGAUUUCACUCAAAUGAAAGGAUUCCGGUUCGUGGUGUAUAGCGAGGAAUCGUCGCCAUGGGUGGUAGAUGAGUCGAUUUCAUACGAGGAACCAACAUUACCACCAGAAUCUGACACGGAAAUCUUCAGCGUUGUUGACGAGUUACCGGACCUACAGCAGCAGGAUCAGGAAAUUGAAGAUCCCAACGCCCACGGCGGUCAAGACGCCACGAACGGCGAGAAACAGGGAACGAAUGAGGCUGAGCCCGAGCCCGAGCCUCAACCUGAAGAACCUCGUGAUCCUCAGGAACUUCAACCUGAUGAGCCGGACAACACCGAUGUUGCCACCGACCACGACCAAAACCAAGAUUCAAGCACCCACCACGGACGGCCUCCCAAGAAAGGCAAGAAAGAUAAGAAAUCAACCACAGAGGCGCCCACGACAGAAGAGCCGACAACGACAGUGACAACGACCACCGAAGCAGUCAUGACGACUGAGGAAGAAGACACGGCUUCUGUCGUCGACCCCAGUUUCAGUUACAGCUCUGACUAUGACAGUGGAUUCUCCACGUCCUCGUCGAUCUAGUUGUGACCUUAAACAGCCUAAAUUCGCUGUCUCGACGCAGUUACAACAGAACGGGCACAAAAGUGAUGAGAGUUUAUGAACUGGACAGUGACACCAUCUCUGUAUAACCAUUUCUGUAGACAGUUCUUCCAAAACGGAAGUUAUUAACAUCUGAAAGUAUCCUUAAUUCUUAUGGUAUAUAAUCUUACGGUACACUUAGCGUUCUUUUCUGUUGUAAUCUUUAUUUCAGUUGUGAACAAAUUUUAUCGUCACAUUUUGGACCAAUGUGUGUCUACAUUUGCUGGCUACUUUUCUUUGAUGUAUGCCUUGGGCAUUGGCAGACCAGAGUGUUUGUACAUGUGAAAGAAAUAAUCAGUAACUUUAUAACAUUACUCAAUAAUCGAUCCCAUCUGAAUAGUGAAAUCUUGGAAUCAAAUGCACGUAGUGAAGGUAAGUUGUUACUCUGAGGUUAAACGACCGAAGUUUGAACGAGUCAAGUCUCCUUAUACAACGUGUUGUUUUAUCAGAUGACCUUGCACGCCACUGAGGUCACUCGCGCAGCAUCACGGGGUUUUAAAUUGGUUUAAUAGGUUACGAUCAGCAGGCUCAGUGUACACAUCAACUUGGAAACUGGAGGUACCACUCAUCUGCCAUUUGCAACGUGGCCCUGAAUAUCUCCGAUGAAAAAUGUAUAGUGCUUGGAAUCCAGGCCAAAAGAGCUUUAUUAAAGAAGUGGUUUUCAACCUUUAUUUAGUGAUGGAUUGUCGCAGAGGGCGCUACAGGCUAGCACUUUGCGAUAGCAGUUCGAGUCGUGGGAAGUAGAAGUCGAUAUAAUUUAGGCACUAGCAAACGCUACAAUAUAAAACAGUUUAGCUUGCUGUACAGUAGAUUACGUUUUGGCAAUAAACACUUGGUGUGCGCAUGCUUGGACAGU